AUGCCGUUGGAUCAAGAGACGAUAAAUGAUAAAUUGAAUUUAGCCAUAUUAUAUUUCAAAUCUUCAGCUUAUGAGAAAGCAUUAAAUUUAUACAAUGAAUUAAUUCUCAACUGUCAGAGCUACUCGAUCGAUGAACUCAAACUAAUCAGGAGGAAUAUUUAUAACUUGAACGAGACUCCGCCUGUUGGACCUAUAGUUCAUCCGAAAUUGGGGUCCCUAUUGGAUCAGAGAGCUGCAACAAAUGAAAAAUUGGGCCAACUAGAUAAAUCUUUAAAAGAUGGAGAAAAGUUAAUAAAGUGUGAACCAAUAAGCUGCAAAGGCUAUUUACGAGUAGCAAAGGUAUUGUUGAUUAUGGAAAAGGAAGUUGAAGCUUAUAAGGUUUUGCAAAGAGGUAAUUAUAUUAUUUGCAAUGCUAUUGAGAAAUACAAUAUAGUAGUUCCUGAGAAAUUAUUCAACAAUUUGAAAAGUCAAUAUAAAUCAUUGAAUAGAAGACUAAAGCAGCAGAAGGAACAAAAUAGUAUCACCUCUGAAAAUAAAAGUCUAGAGAAAAGUUUGGAAAAAAUGCUACCAUUUAAGAGAGCAAAAUCAUUGUCAGGCACAUCGUUGUCAAAGAGGCCGAAAAAGACUCUAGAUCCGUUUAUUUAUUUACCAUUAGAAAUAAUAGAGUUGAUAUUUCGAGACUUUACUCUCAAAGAAGUUCUUCGAUGCCAUUUAGUAUCAUUAAAAUGGUAUAGCAUAUUAGUGAACAUACCAUCAUUAUAUACUAGUAAGGUCUCGUUCAAACCAAAAAUCACCACCACUGAAUUCGUUAAUGGAGUAAAGCUAAUAAAAAAGAUUAUCGAUAGGUCAUAUUCAAAACAAAUUAAAAUGUUAAAACUCAGAUCUACAGCAAACAACAUGCAAUUAUUCAAGAUGAUUGAACUACUAAUAUCCGAAAAGCAACUAAAAUUGCAAGGAUUGGAUGUCAUUAAUAAAUACUUGAGUUUUGAAUUUUUUAUUAAUAAACUAUACAAGACGAAUUGGAAUGUUUCGAAUAUUAGCAGUUUGCAAUUUUUAAGGUUGGGUAUCAAAUCAAGUCUCAAGUGUGAAAACUUAAUAUUCAAAAUGAUGAACCGCUUAAAAAGUUUAGAAGUUAUUGUUAUUGAUAACGAUUCAAGUGGUUCAAGUGCAUCUUUAAUUCCCAAUAACAGUAAAUUUCAUGACUUAAUACGACUUGAUGACAGGCCAUAUGAUUCUCUUGAACAUCUUUCAAUAGUGAACCAUCCUAAACUUAUGAGAGAUAAUAAUCAAACAAGAGUUGGCAAUGAUACUUAUAAUCCUUAUCCUCCAUUCAUAUUAAAGCACUUCCCGAAUUUGACUAGCCUUUGCAUUGUAUCAUAUGAUUUUACCAAUAGACAAACACAAUUCCAAGACUUCUUAUCAAGAUCAGCCAACCUUACAAGCCUCUAUUUAGAGAAUAACGAAAAGAUAUCAAUCAAGAACUUUCUUCAAGACUUAAUUGUUUGCAAUGCUACUUUCACACUCCGUAAAUUAACAAUUAGGGAGAAAUCAGUAAGUGCUGCGAUUCAUUUAAAUGAAUUGAAUGAUUUAUAUAUCCCAUCUUUGCAUUCACUUACAUAUCUCGAUGUAUAUGCAUCAUCCUUAUCAAUAAAGGGUUUAUUUAAGUUAUUGAAAAUUGCAAAUUUUAAUAAUGAAUUGCAUACAUUGUUUCUCGGAAAUUCGAAUUACCUAUAUUUCAAAAAUGAUAAAAUAUCUAUCCAUCAUAACUUAAAAAUAUCGUUAUAUGAUAUCAUAAGUGUUGUCCCGAAUUUGCAAAAGCUAUACAUCAACGAGAUAGAAUUAGACAAUUCCUCAAUGAAAUUUUUCCGUAAUGACUUAGUUGAAAAUAUUGGCUUGGAAAAUAUUAACUUGAAGGUAUUGGACAUUAGUUUUUGCAAGCAGAUCGAUGGAAUUGGGUUGAUGAAUUUGUUUUCAUUUAAUUUGAAAUUAUCUGAUGACAGUCAAGUUUUCAAGUUACAAGAGUUGAUAAUUGAUGGCAUGGAAUUCAAUCAAGAUACUUUAAAGAUAUUGAUAAAGAGAGGAUAUGUUGAAAGAAUUAGAAACGAUCCACUCAAGAGUAAGUGGAAGAAAUACGGUUUGACUACUUUAGUUCCAGAGUUAUAA
Debaryomyces fabryi is the source of this 2163-nucleotide messenger RNA. Its product is annotated as DNA-binding SCF ubiquitin ligase subunit. The record is from RefSeq and is a predicted model, not a curated record. The coding region runs from base 1 to 2163 and encodes 720 amino acids. Gene Ontology annotation, molecular function: Hsp90 protein binding. Lineage: Eukaryota; Fungi; Ascomycota; Pichiomycetes; Serinales; Debaryomycetaceae. The transcript has a single exon.